UUAUUAUUAAGUCACGCUUUUGAGCAAUACAAACAACAUCUGUUGAUCUUAAAAGCAAUUUGUCAGACGCUUUGGCGCCUGCUUAAUAUACAAAAAAAGUUAUUUUUAAAAAAACAUUUAAGGGAAACGACAGUCAAAAUGUCUCCAAGAAAAUCAAGGUCCAAUGUUGAUCGUAAAAAGUUCAAUAAAUGUGCUUACUGCAGAAAUCAUCGUGAGGAAAGCUUGGCAAAGGGCCAUAGAGGAAAAUGCCGAUACAACAACAAAGGUCAUUUUGAAGAAUGUAUAGACUGUAAACAAAAUUAUAGAAAAACAGUAAACAUGCAAAGGUAUCGCGAAAAUAAUUGUGAAUGUAGAUUCGAUGAGUCAAACGUGACAAGUGGAACUGGAGAAGAAGUCAUUGCUAGAUUCGAUGAUGAUCAUUUAGACAUUGAAUAUGAUUACGAGACCUUAUCUUUAAAGGAAGAACACCUUAAUUAUUCAGAUGACAGCAAUGAAUUAGCAAAUUCUGACUGCAUAAAUUCUGGUUCAGGUGAAUCUGAAUUCACCAUAAUCAUAAUGCACAGCAAUUACCCGUUCAGAUUUUUGUCAAAAGAAUAUGCUGAUCAAUUUAUGGCCGAGAUUGAAAAUUUUCCAGAAACUUCGACAGCUGCUGAUCUUAAGAUUCAAUAUAUAUUCUUUGAGAAAGGCUACAUAAAAGUUGUAUGCUUAGAUGAAGAAACUAGAAGAAAGGUUUUAAAACUAGCAGAAGAAUUUAAGCAUAGAUAUCCGAGACCAAAAAUAAUAGCUAUUAAUGGAUUAGAUCUUUUAACAAUUAUAAAGAUGUCAUGCAAACUAUGCAAUAAGCAAAGCAUAUUUUUAAAAGGCGAUGAAUUUUUGAAAGAAAUUCAAGAAAGAAACAAACUUGAUACAUCGUCAUGGAUUGUCGAUGAAGGUCCAGAACCGUCUGCUUAUCAAAAAGUUUGCUUCUCUGUUGACAUUUUUGGUGCUUUUUAUAUUAGCUCAAGAGACUUCUAUCUUGACAUAAAAGGAGAAUGCGUUCGAGUUUGUGUGAGAAGUAAAAGAGAACUCGAAGUCAUGUAUGCUUCAUCGUUGCUGUAAUUGUAAAAAAAUAUCGAGUUGAUGAAAAAUGAACUUACUCUGGAAUCACCCUUAAGGUUCAUAAAGUUCAGCUCAGAAAACACCAUCCCCCAGUUGAUAAGUAAUUGAUAUUCACAAAAAUAAGCAUUUUAUAUUUUAUAAUAUUUUAGGAAUUCCCAACUUAAAAUGCUGAAAAAGGAAUUUCUU
Chironomus riparius is the source of this 1284-nucleotide messenger RNA. NCBI's taxonomy places the organism in Eukaryota, Metazoa, Arthropoda, Insecta, Diptera, Chironomidae. The record is from the annotation of a GenBank genome assembly.